AUGAAACAAUCAGUUUAAAGAUAUUCAGUAAAAAUCUUAUCUCAUGAAAUAAUUGAUAAAAAGGUUUACUACAUAAUAUAUGUGUAUAAUAUGGAAGGCGGUGAACCUAAAGAGACUAGAAAAAGGUAUUCAGAAUUAGAAUCAAUGCAUCAAAAAAUAUUAGAUUGGAUUAAUAUUUUUAAAAUACGAAUUCAAAAUCUCAAUUUCCCCAAAAAAAAGUUAUUCUUUCACACCAAUUAAAGUGAGGAAAGUAUUAUUAAGAGAGUAAAUUUUUUAAUUAUCAAAGAGAGGAGAAUUAUAAUAAUAUUUCAAUUAAGUAUUCGCAUAUUCUGAAUUAUAAUGUUUGGAUGUGAUUGAAGAUAUGCUUCCUAAGGAUAUUGUAUGUUAAAAAUAAUUUGGUUAAAAAGUAGAUAGAAAAUGGUAAGAGAUUUAAUAACUGAAAGAAUCAUACCUAGCUAAACAUGGUGAUUCUAUCUUUUCCUUACCUUAAAAAAAAAUUGGGAAUUCUAAUAAGUAUUUAUUUAAAUAUAUAUGAAUAGAUAACAAUAUAUUUUUAAAUUUGAUGAUCAUAUUAUAAUAGAUGAUUGUAUUCUUUAUACAAUUGAAGUAAAUGAUACAAUUACUCAAAAGAGAUGGAAGUUUAAUUAACGAUAUUAGGAUCUAAGAGAUUAUCAUAGAUAAUUAAAGAAUCUUCGUUUUGAUUUCCCUCUUCCACAUCUACCUGAAAAGAAAUCUUUAAGUCCAAAAGAAAUAAUUGAUUUAAGAGAAAGGAAAUCUUAAUUGGAAUUUUAUUUAAAUAAAUUGUUUGGGUAUUAUAUUAAUUUAUAUUUAGUUUUUAAAUAAUAGUUGAAAAUGAUAUCAUGGUUUUUUUAAUAGCCAAAAGUUAAUUAGAUGGAAAUGAGAUUGGCUGUAGAUCUUAAGGAAAUAAUUGUUAAAAUACUCUAGAUGUAUUAAUAUAUUAUAUAUGAUAGAAUUCAAGUAUCUAAUCUAAAAGUCAAACUACAAUCGAAUAAAUAGAUGAUGAAACAAGAUUAAAUCGAAAGAUAACUUGUUGA
This is a messenger RNA of Paramecium pentaurelia, 1055 nucleotides long. Lineage: Eukaryota; Ciliophora; Oligohymenophorea; Peniculida; Parameciidae. The record is from the annotation of a GenBank genome assembly.